UCUACUGACACCAUGGGUUGCUGCGGCUGUGGCGGCUGUGGCUGUGGAGGCUGCGGCUGUGGUGGCUGUGGCUGUGGCGGCUGUGGCUGUGGCGGCUGUGGCUGUGGCGGCUGUGGCUGUGGCGGCUGUGGCUGUGGAGGCUGCGGCUGUGGUGGCUGUGGCUGUGGCGGCUGUGGCUGUGGCGGCUGUGGCUGUGGUGGCUGCGGGUGCGGCUGUGGCGGCUGCGGCUGUGGUGGCUGUGGCUGUGGCGGCUGUGGCUGCUGUGGUUGCUGUGGCUGCUGUGGCUGCUGCAAGCCUGUGGUCUGCUGCUGCCGCCGCACCUGCUGCAGCUCCUGUGGCUGUGGCUCCUGUGGCUGUGGCUGUGGCUGUGGGAAGGGCUGUUGUCAGCAGAAGUGUUGCUGCCAGCAGAAGUGUGGCUGCAAGAAGUGUUGCUGCUAGGAUGGCUGCUGGCCUCUGGGCUUCUGCUUCAGCCAACUG
Messenger RNA from Phodopus roborovskii (desert hamster), 477 nucleotides. RefSeq names its product small cysteine and glycine repeat-containing protein 5. Lineage: Eukaryota; Metazoa; Chordata; Mammalia; Rodentia; Cricetidae. The record is from RefSeq and is a predicted model, not a curated record. The coding region runs from base 13 to 438 and encodes 141 amino acids. The transcript has a single exon.